Messenger RNA from Gekko japonicus, 1724 nucleotides. RefSeq names its product meteorin, glial cell differentiation regulator-like (gene METRNL). The record is from RefSeq and is a predicted model, not a curated record. The transcript has 4 exons. Bases 167 to 1072 code for a protein of 301 amino acids. Gene Ontology annotation, biological process: energy homeostasis; positive regulation of brown fat cell differentiation. NCBI's taxonomy places the organism in Eukaryota, Metazoa, Chordata, Lepidosauria, Squamata, Gekkonidae. Gene Ontology annotation, molecular function: hormone activity.
UAGAGAAGUAGUGCGAUACUUGUGUGGAGCGGUUGGUCAGCAAGGAUGGGCUCGUGCCGAGUGACUUGACACAAGCUAAGUUUUUUCUCGCCAUGUAGCACAGGCCACGGGCGCUUUUCUCUCGCCUCGGCUGGUGGAGCCAUUAUCGAGCAGCCCGGCGGGGACCAUGCGGAGGACCCCAGUGCCAGGGCUGCUCCUGCCGCCUUCACCGCUGCUGCUGUUACUGGGGCUACUGGUACUGGAUAGGGGCUGCACGGCGCAGUACUCGAGCGAUCUGUGCAACUGGAGAGGGAGUGGAUUAACGCACGAAUCUCACAAAAAAGAUGUUGAACAGGUCUACCUUCGCUGUUCUGAAGGAGCCAUAGAAUGGAUGUAUCCCACAGGAGCAUUGAUAAUCCACCUGCGACCUAAUGUUUUCCCUUCCUCUUCCAAAUAUUGGACUGUUUGCAUAAAACCCCUUAAAGACUCUGCAGGAACAAAUAUUUAUUUGGAAAGAACUGGAGAAUUGAAGUUACUGUUCCGAGAUGGAGACCAUAGUCCCACUAGAGUGCAUUGCUUCAGCUAUGAACAGGGUGGACUCUUUGUUGAGGCUACCCCUCAGCAGGACAUUAGUCGAAAGAUUACAGGCUUCCAGUAUGAACUGAUAAACAAGGGGACAGCAUCAGAUUUGCACAUGAUUUAUGCUCCCUGCCGACCUUGCAGUGACACGGAAGUGCUCUUGGCAGUCUGCACUAGUGAUUUUGUUGUCAGAGGUACCAUUCAAAAUGUACUUAAUGAGGAGGAAGGGCAAGAUUCUGUCAUCGAUGUGAGUGUGAACAGAAUCUACAGGCAGAAAAUGAAGAUCUUCAAACCUGCAGAGGAAACUGGUAUCUGGGAAGGACAGAUCAAGACACUGCUGCAAUGUGGGGUGAAACCAGGAGAAGGAGACUUCCUCUUCACAGGCCGCAUGCACUUUGGGGAGGCCAGGUUAGGCUGUGCCCCUCGUUUCAAAGACUUCCAAAGGAUGUACAAAGAGGCCAAGGACAGAGGGCUAAAUCCAUGUGAAAUUGGCCCAGACAUUCUUCAUCUGUAGGUUUCUCUUGGGUUUCAGCAGAACUGCCGAUGUGCUGAUCUAAAUGGAAACUAAUAACAGAGUGGAAUAGAAUGAAACAAUCUCCUUCAUGGAAGAAGACUAGAUGAGCAUCUUUAUCAGGGAAGGUUUUAGUUGAUGAGUUUCUGCUUCUGGAGGCUAGAACUGCGUGACCCUUGAGAUACCUUCCAAUGCUAAGAUCUUAUGAAUGCAAGAACCACACAAGCCGAUCCUUGUGGUCGAUGAUACUGUUAUGCUAAUACAAGUGACUGAGGUACGAAUUCUAAAGGAUCCAGGGCUUGAAUGCAAUCCCCCAUCUUGUCUGUGUGAACUAAAUUAUUUUUGCAGCUUCCUUAGGGAGAAAAACAAAGAAAUGACACCACCUCCAUGUCUUAAAAAUACCAAUUGACCAAUGAACCUUUGUAUCUUUGUAAUACUAAAGUUUUAAAAUGUGUUAAGCAGAUGUAACAUUUUUGCAUGGUAUAAAAUGGAGAAAAUCAUGGUAGAAGCCGGUGAAACCAUCUUAACAUUGAUGCUUUGUAAAAAGCUUGGUGUACAAUUUGAAAUUGUUUCUUAUGACAGAAAUGUAUGAAACCAAACUCUCUCUCUCUUUCUUUCUUUCGAAUGUACAGUUGCCACCUGCAAUUUUUGAUCA